Molecule: messenger RNA, 1145 nt
Organism: Rubroshorea leprosula
Lineage: Eukaryota; Viridiplantae; Streptophyta; Magnoliopsida; Malvales; Dipterocarpaceae
Source: the annotation of a GenBank genome assembly
ACAGCUUGAUGAAUUUGUGAUUUUUGUUAGGGAAAGCUAUACGAUGGAACAGAUAUAGCAGUGAAGAGACUCUCUAGUAGCUCAGGACAAGGCAUAAAAGAGUUCAAGAAUGAAGUCGGGUUGAUUUCGAAACUACAACACAGAAAUCUUGUUAGGUUAGUUGGUUGCUGUGUUGAAGGAGAAGAAAGGAUACUCAUUUAUGAAUUCCUGGCCAACAAAAGCUUGGAUAAUUAUCUCUUUAGUAGGUUUCAUAAAGAAAUUUUCUUUUCUCCCAUGGUUGCAUCACAUCACAUCUCAUCUCAUCAUAUCAUCUUUCUAACCAUCAAAUCUGAAUGCAUUUUAUUAGAUCCAACAAAAAGAGCAGAACUAUCUUGGGCAGAACGUUUCAACAUCAUCCAAGGGAUUGCUCAUGGGCUUCUUUAUCUCCAUCGCGAUUCUUGUUUAAGGGUUAUACACCGUGAUUUGAAGGUCGGCAACAUUCUAUUAGAUGACAAAAUGAACCCAAAAAUUUCAGAUUUUGGAUCGGCAAGGAUCUUCGAAGGGACACAAAAUCUGGCAAAGACACACAAGGUGGUUGGAACAUUUGGCUAUAUGUCUCCUGAGUAUGCAUUGGGUGGGAUAUUUUCUGAGAAAUCAGAUGUCUUUAGCUUUGGAGUUCUGCUAUUAGAGAUUGUUAGUGGCAAGAAGGUUACCAGGUUCCUCUAUGACAAUGAACAUCUAAGCCUUCUUUCCCAUGCAUGGCAACUAUGGAGUAAAGGCAAGGAGCUAGACUUAAUUGAUGAUGCACUGGCUGACUCAUUUUCCUCCACUGAAGUAAAGAGGUGCAUACAGGUUGCUCUUCUUUGUGUUCAGGACCAUGCUGAAAAUAGGCCAACCAUGGCAGCAGUGAUUUCCAUGCUAAGCAGUGAAACAGAGCUUCUGCAACCAAAAGAACCUAUUUUUACAUUCCAUAAUCCAUCAAAAUUUGAUCAACCCAGAGACAACAAUCCAUGCUCCAUUUGGGAGAUUACUCUGUCACUUGCUGAAGGUUGAUAACUUCUGAUUAGUGAAAUCCCACUCUUUUACUACUAUUAUUGUUAUUGUUAUUGAGAAUCAGUUGCUAGAUUAAAAAAAAUGUAAUUCCAAAAUAUAUGAAUUUGAAAAAU